GGAUUCCCUGUACUUUUCCACUCCCACUGACAUUUCGUUACUUUUAGUCGGCAAUGAUUGCAAGUCCAACUGCCGGAUGCAUUGUCGGAUUCCUGUGAGCCCACGAUUCAUUUUGCGGCCAUCUUUUGUCCCCCAGAUCAGACACUUUUUCUGCCCGCGACGCUUUUCAGACACAAUGGUUUCCAAGAACAUGCCUUCCGCAUCGGACUCCAGCGAGCCUCUGCCGGCCCUGUCCCCUACCGAUUUCCGAACUUAUAACCGAAUGUCAGAGCAAAUGGAAGCAUUUCAUAGCCAUUUCCGUUUAACAUGGAACCAACUCUGGGAGGCUUGUAACAGUACUGGAAAGCGACCUGGUGGUCUGUCGGCUCGUCAAAUGAUCAUGAUGGGGCUGCAGUUCUGCUCGCAGUUGGAUUUCCACCACUCUAUUGAAGAACAACAUAUUUUUCCCGUGCUGGCAAAGAAGAUGCCCGAAUUCCGGAAAGAGCUUGAACUGUUAAGCCAGCACAGGCAGAUUCAUGCUGGUCUUGAGAAGCUUGAGAAGUACCUUGGAGAUUGUCGCUCUGGCGAGGAAGACAUGCGCCGUGAAGAGGUGAAACGUUUGAUGGAAGGAUUUGGAGAGGUCCUGUGGACGCAUCUGGAUCAGGAGGUGCAGACUCUACGUGCAGAGAAUAUGCGCAAAUUCUGGUCGCUUGAGGAGAUGCGUCGCCUGCCUAUGUGACGUUAGACGUGUUUAAUGACUGCCCUUGAUGAUGCGUUUAAUUUUCUU
Molecule: messenger RNA, 766 nt
Organism: Penicillium canescens
Lineage: Eukaryota; Fungi; Ascomycota; Eurotiomycetes; Eurotiales; Aspergillaceae
Product: hemerythrin domain-containing protein
Exons: 2
Coding region: 77-718 (213 amino acids)
Source: RefSeq, a predicted model, not a curated record